Messenger RNA from Paramecium pentaurelia, 578 nucleotides. NCBI's taxonomy places the organism in Eukaryota, Ciliophora, Oligohymenophorea, Peniculida, Parameciidae. The record is from the annotation of a GenBank genome assembly.
UAUGCUUCAUCAUCUCUCAAAAUAUAGAUUCACUCUAAACAAAGUUGCUAACUUGGAUUCUAUCAAGGUGUUCAUUAAAGAUCUUAAAGAUGUUGCCUCUAUUGUUCCCUCAAAAUUAGAUGAAACUGAAGUGUAGCUCUCUCUAUAAAUUCAUGCUCUAGAUAAAAGUUGGAAAAUAGUAUGAUACUAUUAUUAUUCUUUUUUAGAGUUCAAAGUCUUUGGCUAAAGAAUACAAAUUUGAAACAUUCAAAUAAGCAUUUGUAUUUAUGAAUACUGUUUCACACAUGGCUGAUUAAAUGAAUCGUAAUUUUGAAUUUUUAAUUAGAUUAUCCAAAAUGGAUUAAUGUUUAUAAUAAACUAAAUGUAGAAAUAACCACUUAAGAUGUGAGUGGUAUUUCAAUAAAGGAUGUUCUUUUGGCUCAUCUAAUGGAAUCUGCAUAUAAAGAUGUUAAAGAAUAGAAUAUAGAAAGUAUUGGUGAAAUUGGAAAGGUGUCAUCUUCUUUAUUAUUAUAAAAUUGGAAUACAAAUUACACUUAAUAUUAGGAGAUUUUGAAAAAAAAUGUUCACAAACUCUGAAA